Messenger RNA from Ophidiomyces ophidiicola, 585 nucleotides. RefSeq lists its product as uncharacterized. Gene Ontology annotation, cellular component: peroxisome. The transcript is spliced from 3 exons. The record is from RefSeq and is a predicted model, not a curated record. Gene Ontology annotation, biological process: fatty acid beta-oxidation. NCBI's taxonomy places the organism in Eukaryota, Fungi, Ascomycota, Eurotiomycetes, Onygenales, Onygenaceae. Bases 1 to 585 code for a protein of 194 amino acids. Gene Ontology annotation, molecular function: delta(3)-delta(2)-enoyl-CoA isomerase activity; enoyl-CoA hydratase activity.
AUGGACACAGUACCUUCUCCGCUACUUUCUGAUCUCUUCUUCGUUCUUAUGGUAUUUCAGGGACUUGAGUUGGAGGAACAGGAUGUAAACCCGUUUGCGAAUACUGAUGGUUUCUAUCCUAUGCUUCACACCAUCCUUGACUUUCCUUAUCCAACCAUCGCACUUCUAACAGGCCACACCUUUGGUGGUGCGUGCCCUUUUGCCCUUUCCCACGACUAUCGCGUCAUGAACUCGCAGCGUGGCUUUAUUUCAAUGCCUCCGGUCAAUCUGGGCAUACAUUUCCCUGGUAUUGGUUCAUUGCCGCGGCUCAAGCUGGCUCCGAGGGUUUCUCGUAAAAUGUUGCUGGAGGCACAUCGAUGGACAGGAAAGGAAGCACUAGAGGAUGGAAUUGUCGAUGCCAUUGCAGAACCGGACAAAAUGUUCGAUGUGGCAAUGGAGUUGGCGCAGAAAUGGGCGCCAAAAGCAAGGAUGGGUAUAUAUGGCAUCUUGCGAGCGGAGCUUUGGGGUGAGGCGCUUGAGAAAUUCCAGCGGAUCAGUUACGUGCAUGGCCGGAUGACGACUGCGGCGGCAAAAGUUAAAAUUUGA